This is a messenger RNA of Periconia digitata, 949 nucleotides long. The record is from the annotation of a GenBank genome assembly. Lineage: Eukaryota; Fungi; Ascomycota; Dothideomycetes; Pleosporales; Periconiaceae.
UCGCCAUGCUUAUACGACCUUGAAAGUUUUCACGGGAGAGGGAAUGGAUGAGGAUGAGUACAACAUGUACAACAUCUUAAGCAAAAGCAAUGCUUCGCAUCUAGGAUACAACCAUGUCCGGACAGCCCUAGACUUGUUUACUAUUUCCCGGUUAAGUGGCGAUCAUCGAUGUCUUGUCCAGAAACCAAUGUGGGUUAGUUUCAAGAAUCUUUUGAAUAGAAACCCCGCGCACCGCUUCACGGAAGAGCUGCUGAAAGCUGGGUUGUCGCAAGUGCUCCUCGCACUCGAUUACCUUCACACAGAAGCCAAGAUCAUACAUACAGAAAUCGAGGAUCAGGGCAUCCUGGAAGCCUUUGUUAACGCCGAAAUGACAUCUCCGUCGCCUCGAAAAGUCGUAGACGGCAAGCCCAUCUACGCGACACGCCAGUUUGGAUUGCCGAAAGAGUAUGGCCGUGUUGUUCUUGGAGACUUCGGCUCUGCAGUUCGUGGCGACAAACCUCAGAUCUUUGACGCGCAACCAGAUGUCUACCGAUGUCCAGAGGUUAUGCUGAAGACUGAAUGGAGUUACCCAGCUGAUAUCUGGAACGUUGGAGCGAUGAUUUGGGACCUCUAUGAGGAUAAACACCUCUUCUACGGCAUCGAUCCAACUGAAAAGCGAUACUUAACCAGGGCUCAUCUCGCGGAAUUAGUCGCGAUGCUCGGUCCACCGCCUAUGGAUAUGCUAGAGAGGGGAGUGCGGAGUAAAGAAUUCUUCAAUGGCGAUGGGAAUUGGAUAGCUGAGACAAAAAUACCGCAAGGGUUGACGCUAGAGGGGUCGGAAGAGAAUCUGGAUGGAGAAAAGAAAAAAGAGUUCUUGCAGUUUGUGAGGUGCAUGUUGCAGUGGAGGCCUGAGGAUCGGUGGACUGCAAAGGAGUUGCUUGGGCAUCCUUGGCUGAGAGGGAACUUGUAA